Eubalaena glacialis (North Atlantic right whale) is the source of this 1750-nucleotide messenger RNA. It is a transcript of the gene NTNG1, whose product is annotated as netrin G1. Gene Ontology annotation, molecular function: cell-cell adhesion mediator activity. The transcript has 7 exons. The record is from RefSeq and is a predicted model, not a curated record. The coding region runs from base 16 to 1638 and encodes 540 amino acids. NCBI's taxonomy places the organism in Eukaryota, Metazoa, Chordata, Mammalia, Artiodactyla, Balaenidae.
GCCAAGAAUUUAGAGAUGUAUUUGUCAAGAUUCCUGUCAAUUCAUGCCCUUUGGGUUACAGUGUCCUCCGUGAUGCAGCCCUACCCUUUGGUGUGGGGACAUUAUGAUGUGUGUAAGACUCAGAUUUACACAGAAGAAGGGAAAGUUUGGGAUUAUAUGGCCUGUCAGCCGGAAUCCACAGACAUGACAAAAUAUCUGAAAGUGAAACUGGAUCCUCCGGACAUUACCUGUGGAGACCCUCCUGAGACAUUCUGCGCAAUGGGCAACCCCUACAUGUGCAAUAAUGAGUGUGAUGCAAGUACCCCGGAGCUGGCACAUCCACCUGAGCUGAUGUUUGAUUUUGAAGGAAGACAUCCCUCUACAUUUUGGCAGUCUGCUACUUGGAAAGAGUAUCCCAAGCCUCUCCAGGUUAACAUCACUCUGUCUUGGAGCAAAACUAUUGAGCUCACAGACAACAUAGUUAUUACCUUUGAAUCGGGGCGUCCAGACCAAAUGAUCCUGGAGAAAUCUCUUGAUUAUGGACGAACAUGGCAGCCCUAUCAGUAUUAUGCCACAGACUGCUUAGAUGCUUUUCACAUGGAUCCUAAAUCCGUGAAGGAUUUAUCACAGCAUACGGUCUUAGAAAUCAUUUGCACCGAAGAGUACUCCACAGGGUAUAUGACAAAUAGCAAAAUAAUCCACUUUGAAAUCAAAGAUAGGUUCGCGUUUUUUGCCGGACCUUGGCUACGCAAUAUGGCUUCCCUCUACGGACAACUGGAUACAACCAAGAAACUCAGAGAUUUCUUUACUGUCACAGACCUGAGGAUAAGGCUUUUGAGACCUGCCGUUGGGGAAAUAUUUGUAGAUGAGCUACACUUGGCACGCUACUUUUACGCCAUCUCAGACAUAAAGGUUCACGGAAGGUGCAAAUGUAAUCUCCAUGCCACUGUGUGUGUGUAUGACAACAGCAAAUUGACCUGUGAAUGUGAGCACAACACUACAGGUCCAGACUGUGGGAAAUGCAAGAAGAAUUAUCAGGGCCGACCUUGGAGCCCAGGCUCGUAUCUCCCCAUCCCCAAAGGCACUGCAAAUACCUGUAUCCCCAGUAUUUCCAGUAUUGGCAAUUGUGAAUGCUUCGGCCACUCCAAUCGAUGCAGUUAUAUCGAUCUGCUAAAUACAGUCAUUUGCGUGAGCUGUAAACACAACACUAGAGGGCAGCACUGUGAGUUAUGCAGGCUGGGCUACUUCAGAAAUGCUUCUGCACAGCUGGACGAUGAGAAUGUGUGCAUAGAGUGUUAUUGUAACCCUUUGGGCUCAGUCCAUGAUCGUUGUAAUGGCUCAGGAUUUUGUGAGUGUAAGACUGGAACAACAGGGCCUAAGUGUGAUGAGUGUCUGCCGGGAAAUUCCUGGCACUACGGCUGUCAACCGAAUGUCUGCGACAACGAGCUCCUGCACUGCCAGAACGGAGGGACGUGCCACAACAACGUGCGCUGCCUGUGCCCCGCCGCGUACACGGGCAUCCUGUGCGAGAAGCUGCGCUGUGAGGAAGCGGGCAGCUGCGGCUCCGACUCGGGCCAGGGCGCGCCCCCGCGCGGCUCCCCCGCGCUGCUGCUGCCGCUGGCCGCUCUGCUGGGGACAGCCGGCCCCCUGGGGGUCUAGGCGGCGCAUCCAGCCACCGGACGGGGUCCGGCCGUGGGGAAGCAAACACAGCCCCAGCAUUUGCUACUAACAUAGGAAACCCACCCUCAGACCACCCCCCCCCCGCCCACUC